Messenger RNA from Ornithorhynchus anatinus (platypus), 3658 nucleotides. It is a transcript of the gene SLC32A1, whose product is annotated as solute carrier family 32 member 1. The record is from RefSeq and is a predicted model, not a curated record. NCBI's taxonomy places the organism in Eukaryota, Metazoa, Chordata, Mammalia, Monotremata, Ornithorhynchidae. Gene Ontology annotation, cellular component: vacuolar membrane. The transcript is spliced from 3 exons. Bases 986 to 2551 code for a protein of 521 amino acids. Gene Ontology annotation, biological process: amino acid transmembrane transport. Gene Ontology annotation, molecular function: amino acid transmembrane transporter activity.
CACCCGGAGUCUGUUUCGCCGAGAUAAGCUACUGUCUAUUUUAACCCUUGUCGAUUCCUUGUCCUUUCGCCUGCCCUUGAGCCCGGCUGGGAGAAGGAUUAACCCCUCAAGUUCCCUUUAACAAGCCUGUGGAUUUCCAUCUCCCCGCCCACCCGGGAACAUGCUUUUUUUCUGCCCCACCCUGGGCCCAAGAAGGGUAGCAGGGGUUUUGAUUUGGGGUGGGUUUAAUAAAUAGGUGGGCUCUCCCCUCCUGCCCUAAUUUGGGAGGGUGGUGAAAGUUUCUCCAGGAGGCAGGCAGGCUCCGGAUACCCCACCCCGCAACCCCCAGACACCCCCAGACCCGACCCCUGCCCUUGGUGGAGAGAGAAGGGGCGGGCUGGACGGUCCUCUUGGAAACCCCGGGCUACGCCAGCGCUCCCCGGAGACCCCCUAAACCUUUGUGCAGAAUCUGGAUCGACCCGCUGCUGGCAAGGGAGAUUAGAGGGAAGGCGAGCAGUAGCCCGGCCAGGAUUGCUCCACGCUCUCCGGGUCGCUCGGCACCGGCCCCGGUUUCUUAUCAAGGGAACGAGGGGACAGUAUGCCAUCCGAUAGCUGAACGCAUUGGGCGGCAGACGGGGCGCGCACGGCGCCGGGCUUGCGUUGGCCAUCUGACGAUGCCCCUCGCCCGCCCCCCGUCCCCGCGCCCCUCCGGCUCGUCCGCAUUGCCCUGGCACCGCUCCCGCUGACGUCCCCGCCGCCGCCGGAGCAGCUCCCGGACCCCCGCCCCGCCACCGUCUCCGAGCCGCGCCGGCCGGGCGAGGUCAUGAGCCAGGGCGCCCGGCGGGAGAGAAGGACCGGCGCGGGCAGGGAGUGGAGAUAGCGCCCCGCCGCCCGCCCCUCGCCCCCCAACCCUCGCCCCCUCCCCGGGGCCCCGGGCCUUGCCGCUCUUGGCGGCGGACAGACAGACCGCGCAGAGCCGAGAGAGGGGAUCUCGGGGCGUCGAGCCAUGGCCACCCUCAUCCGGAGCAAGCUCUCCAACGUGGCCACCUCGGUGUCCAACAAGUCCCAGGCCAAGGUGAGCGGCAUGUUCGCCCGGAUGGGCUUCCAGGCGGCCACGGACGAGGAGGCGGUGGGCUUCGCCCACUGCGACGACCUGGACCUGGAGCACCGGCAGGGGCUGCAGAUGGACAUCCUCAAGUCUGAGCCCAGCGAGGAUGGCGGGGAGCCCCCCGUCGAGGGCGAUUUCCACUACCAGAGGGACGGGGCGGGACCCCCGCCGGCCCCGGGGGCCAAGGACGAGGGGGGGCCCUCCGACCUGUCCGGCCAGGACAAGCCCAAGAUCACCGCCUGGGAGGCCGGCUGGAACGUCACCAACGCCAUCCAGGGGAUGUUCGUCCUGGGCCUGCCUUACGCCAUCCUGCACGGCGGGUACCUGGGGCUGUUUCUGAUCAUCUUCGCGGCCGUGGUGUGCUGCUACACGGGCAAGAUCCUCAUCGCCUGCCUGUACGAGGAGAACGAAGACGGCGACGUGGUGCGGGUGCGGGACUCCUACGUGGACAUCGCCAACGCCUGCUGCGCCCCGCGCUUCCCCAAGCUGGGCGGCCGGAUCGUCAACGUGGCCCAGAUCAUCGAGCUGGUCAUGACCUGCAUCCUCUACGUGGUGGUCAGCGGCAACCUGAUGUACAACAGCUUCCCCAACCUGCCCGUCUCCCAGAAGUCGUGGUCCAUCAUCGCCACGGCCGUGCUGCUGCCCUGCGCCUUCCUCAAGAACCUCAAGGCCGUGUCCAAGUUCAGCCUGCUCUGCACCCUGGCCCACUUCGUCAUCAACAUCCUGGUGAUCGCCUACUGCCUGUCCCGGGCGCGGGACUGGGCGUGGGAGAAGGUCAAGUUCUACAUCGACGUCAAGAAGUUCCCCAUCUCCAUCGGCAUCAUCGUCUUCAGCUACACCUCGCAGAUCUUCCUCCCGAGCCUGGAAGGCAACAUGCAGCAGCCCGGGGAGUUCCACUGCAUGAUGAACUGGACCCACAUCGCCGCCUGCAUCCUCAAGGGCCUCUUCGCCCUCGUCGCCUACCUGACCUGGGCCGACGAGACCAAGGAGGUCAUCACGGACAACCUGCCGUCCACCAUCCGGGCCGUCGUCAACAUCUUCCUGGUGGCCAAGGCCCUGCUGUCCUACCCGCUGCCCUUCUUCGCCGCCGUGGAGGUGCUGGAGCGCUCCCUCUUCCGCGACGGCAGCAGGGCCUUCUUCCCCAACUGCUACGGGGGCGACGGGCGGCUCAAGUCCUGGGGCCUGACCCUGCGCUGCGCGCUGGUCGUCUUCACCUUGCUCAUGGCCAUCUACGUGCCCCACUUCGCCCUCCUCAUGGGCCUGACCGGCAGCCUGACCGGGGCGGGCCUCUGUUUCCUCCUCCCCAGCCUCUUUCACCUCAAACUCCUCUGGCGCAAGCUGCUCUGGCACCACGUGUUCUUCGACCUGGCCAUCUUCGUCAUCGGGGGCAUCUGCAGCGUGUCCGGCUUCGUCCAUUCCCUGGAAGGCCUCAUCGAGGCUUACAGAACCAAUUCGGAAGACUGAGGUGGGGGAGGGGGGAGGGAGGGAGAAGAGGAGGGGGCGCGCCCAGACCCCCCCCCCCUCCCCUCCCCCGGGGGGAGCAUCCACGAAACCAAACCGCGUCGCGCGGCCUUGGGGAGACCAGACCCUCCAACUCCAUGCCAGGCCCGCCCAUAAAAUCCAGGCCCCGCGACGGAAACACGAAUGCCAAGGGCUUGCCCUGCCUUCUCCCUCCUCUUCCUUUUCAUUUCUUUCUUUCCUUUUUUAAAAAAAAAAAAAAAAUCCGAAGCUUGAAGUCGUAAAAUCUCAUUUUUUUUCUCGUUUCCGGAUCAUUCGCGAGCCCAACUCCAGGCUCCUUUGGUGUUUUUUCUUGUUUCUGUUCUUUAACGGUUGGGGUGGCGAGCCCGUGUGACAGGUCAUCUGGGGGGCGGGGGGUUCUUUGUCGGGGGAAAGUGCCCUUUACCGGGCUGGAGCUGUUUGGCUUCUUGGGUGGCAGGGGGGACACUUUAUGCAAUGGACGCUGGGCGUUUAAAGACCACUAGAGAGGUGCGCAACGUGUCGGUCAGGUACGUGACGGUGUGUGUCUGGGUGCGUGUGUGAGGGUGCGGGGGUGACUCGAACACCCGCCGCGCAUCUGGGCGUCGUCUAGGACACCCAAACCACAGCUCGCUAAGGUGGCACCAGGAGGACGGUGACCCCCAGAGAGCGGCGACCCUCCAGCACGCUGCGGGAUUUGGACCUGGGGGCAAAUUUCCAACCGAUUAAACGCUCAGACUCUGCCACGUUUGAACCAUUUCUAGCAACGAGCGCUUCCCAUUUUAUAACAUUUUUGCCUCCGGCUGAAAUCACAGACUUGAAAUUCUGUUUCGUUUCAGGGUCUUUCGUUUCGUUUUUAAUUUGAAGAAGAAAAAAAACAAAACCUCACACAUACACGAGUCGUUGGUUCGAAAGUGUUCAGGAAAUUAAACAAAAACCAUUUUGUGCAAUCUACCAGACCUGUGGAGCUGUUUCAAAUGUAUGUGUGGUGUAAUUGUGGUAAAUAAGAUGAAAAUGUAUAUCAGAAAAAAAUCUAUCUUUAACAUAUGACAUGGUACAUAAAUAUAUCGAGAAAUAAAGAGAAAAAAAAAAUAA